AUGAAGCGAAAUUGUCAAAAGAGCUGUAAAUUUUGUGGAGGCGGUGGCGGAGGAGGCGGAGGAGACGGAGGAGGUGACGGUGGAAAUGGUACGUUGCAAAUGAUGUUGUAAAAAAGCUGUAUUAACAUCUUGUAAUCUUGAAAAAUUUAGACCUUUCUCACUGUUAUAAUCCCACCCAGUCUACCUCAUCAUCCCUUUCUUUCUUUCUGGUUUAUAGUUAUGCUUGUGCAUCGAUAUCAACCAAAAAACUUUUUAGAGAGAGAGAGAGAGGAAUUACUCAGCUAAAAUUUUCAUAAGUGCCUAAUUCGCCUCAUGGUGAUGAUUAGCCAUCGUCAAGGACGCAAAAGAGGAAAAAAAUCGUCUCUUAGGCCCUUUCAGGGGCUUAAGUUGCUCAGUGCUGAAUCCCUAAUUGCCUAGCCUAACAAUCUUCCCAUGACUACUCAUCGUCAUUGGAUUUAUUCGCAAACAGUUUAAUCUGUCUAACGUUGGAGCGGAUGGCGUUGAUGAGUCAUUCUCAACCUGCCCAGGCGUUGUAUUUUACCUCAUCGGUUUUUCACUCUUUAUUAAUUAAGGUUUUUCAUUCUUUAUUAAUUAAGGUUUUUCAUUCUAAUAUCUGUUUUAUCUUUGCGUGAUCCUAUAAAUUGAUUUUCGUUUCUGCAUAAAAUGUCAACCACCAAAUUUGUUAGCAUCAUUACUGAUUUACUGAAUAGAAAAAGAGAUAUUAUAUUUUGCAUUAAGCCUUAAUCAGCUACUUACUGUUUGCCAUCUUUAUAUUCCCUGUCCAGGACAAUGCGGAUACAAGCCAAGUGGACGAAUUGUCGGUGGUAGCGAGGCCCCAAGAGGAGCUUGGCCGUGGCAAGCCCAGGUCAGGUCGAGUAACGGUUUUACAUUUUGUGGAGGAACCUUAGUACAUGCCCGCUGGAUUGUUACUGCUGCUCACUGUGUCCCGAAUAAACCUCCUUCGAGCAUUCGAGUAAGGUAAUAUGAUUGGAAGACAUGUGUGAUCAGAAGUUUGUUUUCUUUGAGAUUAAACUAAACCAAACUAAGUCUUAAUUAAACAGAUCUUGACAUUAGAAAGGAAGGAGAAAUGUAACAUGAAAAAAUAUAUUACUAGUUCCAUCGUCUUACAUUUUUAGGCUUGGUGCUCACUAUCGCAGCCGCAAAACAGGGAGCGAACAGGACUUCGAAGUGGAACGAAUCAUCUCCCAUCCUAGAUAUAAACGACCUUAUGGUAUGGCUCACGACAUUGCUAUGUUGAAACUGCGCAGGCCAGCUCAGAUUAACAGAAAUGUGAACCUGGCCUGCUUGCCUGGGUCGAGUGGUGAAGCCCAAGUUGGAAAGACAUGCUGGGUAACAGGUAAUAAGGCUCAGAGGCCUAGUCUCCCAUUUCCUCCAUAGCUUAUACCAGUUUCCAUGCAAGAGUAUUUUCAUUCCUUCCAGACUGGAUAUUUUUUCAAAUGUAGGAAUACACCGCCUUCUCACCCCACCCCUUUUACCCAUUCCCGCACCGCUUUUCACCAAAAUACUGUCAUUUGAGAGGUUUCUCUGCCCGUUUGUUGGUUUUCAAGGGGUAGAGAGCGGCACAGUGAGAAAAUACUUUAAAAUAUUUUAUCCCAUGGCACAACACAGUGGGACGGACUUUUCUUUUUAAGAGAAGAAGCACUCCUAUCAGAGCUCUUUUGUGGUUCGCCUUCCUUCACAAGCACCUGUUUAAGAGGAAUAUACAUCCCCUUAUUUCCCCUCACCGGCCAGUCAUCGAUGUCGGUGGUUCCUUUGAAAACCAUAACUGAUAGAAUUAGUAUGGUGUCGCGUGCUCACUGGAGGCCGCACGACAUUUUAAGCGAGUAUAACUAAACCAGCAACUGUAAAAGGUGCACAUAACAAAAAUAGUCUACGAAAAACGGAUCCUAGGGUGAGGACCAACGAACAUCCAUAAGAUCCAACGCGCUCUUUGCGGUAAAAUGUGGGGGGGAAAAUCCCAGCCCAAUGGAAAGAACUCUCCCUACCUUCCGGGCGCUGUUUUAAAAUACAAAACGUGUUACCUGAGUUCUUAAAGAUUGUGACACUUAUAAACGAGAUUUUAAAUUGUCUUUGACAUGGCCAUCCUUAGCGUUUUCGCUAGCUCAACGAAGGUGUCGCUUAAAGAGCCGAUCAGGAACUCCAGCAUUAGCUGCAGUGGGGGCUCCUAAAUUUACACAGUUUUUCAAUUCCAAGAGAUAUCUUCAUUAUUUAUUAUUUAUUUUACAUAAUAAAAAGUACCACCAGUUCUAUUUUGUGCUUAAUGAGGAUCUCGAAAGAUGGAGCCCUUUCUUUCGUUCUGCUUUACGUGUCCUCUCUUCAAAAAUAUGAUUGGAUGCGUAAAAAAAACCUUUUUUUAUCUUUCACAUUUCAGGGUACGGAACACUCUCUUCAGGUGGUUCACUGGCAGACAGGCUAAUGCAAGUUGACGUGCCAAUUGUCUCACAGUCCCAGUGCAAACAAGGUUACGGCUCAUCAAUUCACGAAUCCAUGGUCUGCGCUGGAUUCCGGCAGGGAGGCAAAGACUCGUGCCAAGGAGAUUCAGGAGGGCCGUUGGUGUGUGAAAUGAGUGGAAAGUACUACUUGGAAGGGGUGGUGUCCUGGGGACACGGAUGUGCUGCGCGUGGGAAAUACGGCGUGUACGCAAGGGUCCGUUACUUGAGGCAAUGGAUUGAUGAUACCAUGGGUAGAUACUGAGAAAUGGUGUCGUUAAAUUAUAAUCAGUCAAAAAAAUAAAGUAAAAGUAUGCUACAAUGUUUGUCUAUUAUUUAGGAAUUUUAGAGUUCUGGGUGGUUCAUUCAUGACAAAUGAACGUACAAUAGUCAGCCCUUUGAGUCCUGCGAUCGACUGCGGAUACUAAUGAAGAAAUUGGGGUAUGUCCAAGGAAAACUAAAGGACAGGGUCAUUGAAAGAGAAUUAGAGAGAAUGCUUUUGUUUGGCAACGACGUGAAAAAAAAAAUAUUGCAAAAUUUCUGUAAACUCCCUAAAUGGCUUCCUCUCUUGUCUUCUCUUGAUAAUGAGACAGAAAUCUUCAAAGAAGUCCAAUAUAACUCGCAAAACCUUGACGUUUGAACGGGUAAAACCCCCUUGAUCUUCCAUUCUCUACCUCAACUGUGACGUUUUUUAAGAGAAAGAGUUUUUUUCGAAAGUGAAUGUUUACCAGCUGAAUAAAUUGAUAGCCAACUCGUCUCAAAGCAUUAGCGUUCAAACUUUAGACCCACCUGAUACCUUUUGUCCACGAAUUGACACCCUGUUUGAAUUCUACAAAAAUGGCUCUUAAGAUGAAGCCAAAAAGUGUUGAUACGAGGAAUCACUGAGCUCAACGUUUCUUAUAAAAAGUUUACACACAGUUGUAUAACCAUGAACCGAUAGCCGCUGGAUAAGAGGAUACGUAAAAUACAAAUUGUUCGCUCGGAAUUAAAAGUUUUCUUAAUUCCUUAUAAACCAGCCUAUUUCCAAGCAAAGACUGUUGUUUCACCUGAUAUGACUAAUUUUUAAAACAUUUCAAAAAACGCGAGAGGAAAAAAUUAAAGUUUUUGUGCUGCCCCUUUGAUUUCUGAAAGCGUCUCGACAAAUUGUUUAUUCCCCACUGGCGUCUAUUUACUCCUUUUAUAAAUAAAAAGCCUUGUUGGAUACUCAGGUUUGCCAUCUGGCUAUGGCCAAAAGGCAGGUAUAAAAUCAAACUAUGCUGAAACUAUUGAAAUCAUUUUUUUUAGCUUUAUAUCUUUUGUCAAAGAUUGGACAGAUUCUUUGAAUUAUACAAACUAUCGUUGAGACGUGAAAUCAUUGAGUCCGAAUUUCCGAUGAAAUUGCUAUGCACAGCUGUAUAACUUUUAUUUAAAAGUCAUAAAAUAAAAGGAUAUGCACUUGGCUACGUAUAUUCAGAAUAUCACCGGCAAGAUGUUGUUUUUCGUCAGCUUGGUGGUGUGUCUUUUAACACCAUCACUUAUAAAAGGUGAGCUUUUCGCUACUUUUGUCUAUCUGUAAUAAUCUUCCAAACCAUCGGGCGUCCUUUUAAGCUUAUUAUUUGGAAGGUGAAAUAUGGAAACGGUCUUGGUUAGUGUUUUUCUUAAGCGACACAUAAAAAGUAUGACAUAAUGUGAGACUCAUGCGAUUUUUUCCUUAGGUCAAUAGGAAAAACAGUACUGACCACUUGAAAUUUCUUGAAAAGUAAGAAUAUUACAUUUUGCUCCCCUAAAGCUUAUCUCAUCGGUCAGAGUCAAAAUAUUAGCCUGAGUUUGAGAUAAGUGAGAUAAAGUUGGAUUCCUACCAGAAAAUCCAAAACAAAAUAUUUUAAAUGCUCUUCCGAUGAAAAGGACAAAGGAACUGCAGCACAGUGCAUGCACCAUACGUUUGCAAUCGGCAGUGAGGUUUUGACUGAUUUAUAUCUAUAAAAGAGACAUACGAUUGCCCCUUUUUACUCUGCGCUCUUUUCACUUUGUCUCAUGAACUUUCUUGCCUCAGCGAAUCAGUGGUUUCCAUAAGAACUAUGAAGUUCAAUCCCACCGCCUCUCAAGCAUCGAGGCUACCUUCACUUAAUAAGAAAAUGAAUUGAUACAUUUUGAUUCUCCAUUCCCUAGCUUGCUGAAAUAAGCCAUUUGGGUCCCGUAUAGUCGGAGGCGAAGAAGCAAAGCCGAAUUCUUGGCCUUGGCAAGCGUCACUCCGGUACUAUGGGCGCCACAUUUGUGGUGCUUCCCUUCUGAACGAGAACUGGGUGCUAUCAGCAGCCCAUUGCGUUGAUCAAAGUAGUGACCCUAAUCGUUACUCAGUAGCUUUAGGUAAAGUGAAGUUCUUUUUUAAGUAGUUAAUGAAGAACUUCCGUUUUCCUUUUUUUUUUAAAGUUCUUAUCUUUUGAAGCGAAGAGAGGCAAUGGACUAUCUUCCUUUGUUUUAAUUACAAUCCGUUUUUGGUUUGUUUUGUUUUUUUUCUUGCUAGGUUUUCGUACAGCAAAGCAUAGAUUUUAAACGUAAAGAAGAGCCCCUUAAGGGGUCGAAAUGCAAAAGAUUAACUGGUCCACUAUGAUAACGUAGAUUUUAAGCUAAUGAAACAGAUUUUGAGCUAAUAAAACAGACCUACAAAUACCAGUGUUAACACACGAUCUCUAACUCAUUCCUUACGGCAUUUUUACCUCUAUCAGGGGCUCAUAGCAGAACUGGUGACGGACAAGUGUUUAAAGUUUCUAGAGUGAUCAAACAUCCAUCUUUCAGCAUGCAUUAUCUACGACGUGACGUAGCAGUGCUGAAACUGGCGGCCCAUGUAAGCCUCAAUGGCAAAAUCCAAACCGUCUGCCUGCCAAAACAUGGAUCACGAGUCAGUCUAGGAACACAGUGUUACGUAACAGGUUAUUUAGCGUGAAAACUCAGCUUGUGGUGGGUCAUUCAAAUUAAUAAAGCUUGCUUUCUAUCUUGAGUCAGCACAAAACAAAAUUCUGAGACCACAACCACAAUCAACUCUAAAGAAAUCAGUAUUCUAAAAGCGGUAACAAUGAAAAGUGAAAGAAAAUUACGCUGCUUUCAUCGCUACACACUGACUUAGUGGUUUAAUUGAUCAGUUGAUUGAAUGAUUGAUUGACUAAAUCGGAGAAUGAUUGAAAAGAUGAUCAUCCGAUUAACCGUUUAAUAAAAUUGGUAUUAAAUGAAGUUCCAUUUUCUUGGAUGUUCACCGUCUCUAUUCAGGUUGGGGUAGGAUAAAUUCAAACACAAAUACACUUGCUCCUCGUCUUAAACAAGCUAAGGCUCCGGUAGCCAGUCACAAUACCUGCCGAAGUAAAAAUGGUGGCACAGUGGAUGAAAGCUCCAUGGUAUGCGUUGGAGGACAAGGAAGCAGCGUCUGCAACGGCGAUAGUGGCGGCCCCUUGUCAUGCUUUGAGGGUGGUCGCUGGUUUGUUCGCGGUGCAGCUUCAUGGGUAACGAGCCGUACUUGUCCCGGACACACCUUUUCCGUAUAUGCUCGUGUUAGCUCGUAUGUCAGGUGGAUCGAAAGUCACGUGGGUAAGUUGGCAACUACCCUAGCCCCAACGGAAAAUUUCCAAAACGUUUGCCCAACCCCACGAUAACGGACAUUUCACAUUUUUUUUCCUGUUUUGGGACGAAUCGACCACUUAAACCCUAGGAUUCACAGUUCUUCUCUCAUCCUAAUCCUUAUCGUUGUUAUCAUAAUUAUUGUGAUUAUCAUGAUACACUCCUAAUUACUGGCAGAGUGGGCCUAGAAGUUGACAAUUUACGUAAUGUAAUUAAUCAAGCGUAAGGUUUCUGCGACACCGUUUACGAAGAGGAUUCAUCAUGAUAUAAUGAAGGUCGAGAGUGUACUUUGUAUUAAUCCGCAAAUUUCCCUUCACCACAGGUAGUGGCGGAGGUGGCGGCGGUGAAGGCGGAGGAGGCGGAGGAGGAGGAGGAAGCGGUGGUGGUAAGUCUCGAAAGCUUUGCGAAGCAAAGAGCAGUGCAGUAGUUUUACUUUUGCACGUUCAGUUCUAGAAUAGUCAAACCAUCCUGUCUGCUACGAAGCUAGACAGAUCGCGACUUAAACACCUUCGUUUUCCUGCGCUCUAGGCAAUCUGCUUAGUUUACCUACCUAGGCUACCUAUUGUUCUGUUUUAGUUUAGUCAUCUAGGUGCUGAAUAGCUUUCAAACGAAACGCGAUCUUUUCAGUUAUGGAAGUAUGCGUUGAGUGCGUCGAAGGAUUGUUCAGCCUCGACCACGGCUGCAUAUCUUGCCCUUCUAUCUCCUUCACGCGUCUUUUCAGUCUUUUAGACGCAGUAAAUUCUUUUAUUUAAAACAUUUUCAUUUAACCAGGGUUAAAGUUAUUUUUUUGUGUUACCAUUCCAGGAUCUCGUCACACAGAGAAACUGUCCCAAUCACUUAAGCCAACUCGACAAAACAUUGAGUCAGUAGUAUCGUAGGUAAUGCUUACUUUCAAAGCCAAGGCACAAUGCAUUUUUCACUUGAGUUCAUCGCACAAACUUUCUGCAAAGGCUUUUGCUAGGAUUUCAAUUAUCCGUUUAAUCUCACUUCAGGUUUUUAGCUACAGUUUUGCAGUGAAAAGCGUUUUGCAUUGCUCUGCCUGAAAAAAGCCAAUAAAGCUAACAAUCUCCUUCACAGACGUUUAGAAACCUCACCUUCUCUUAAAACAAGCUGUCAUUUUGCCCUCCAUGAGAAUCUGCUUACAAUUUUUCUUUAAAUGCAGCAAUAAUUUAAAUCAUACAUUUCGAAACUGAUUAAAGGUAAAUGACGAUGUUUUGAUUUCAACAAAAAACUCACCCCAACUGGAAAGCAAAUUCCGUUUUCACAUGUUAUCAGCAGAAUUGGCCGACCCAAAUUUUUUUUCUUGUAAUGUCUUUUCUUUGCGAGUGAUCAGUGGCAAGUUCAUUGCCUGAUUAUUGAUCAGUAGUUUGAAACACAUUUUUAUAUUUCGUGAAGCUCGCUAAUUUAACAGGAUACGCGUAUGCACAGAUAUAAUUCAGAGUAACAAGAUUGCUAUAGGACAAGGGACAUGAUUGGUUAAUUGGGAGGUCGAGAAAACCGUUUAAGAAUUCUGAAAAGAAAGACGAAGACGAUUGAUGAAAAACGCACAUCAUCAGUUUAAGAGAUUACUCAUUGUUUGCCCAACAACGAUCUUUUAUUUGUAAACUAGGCUGAUGAACAAGCAACGCUAUGAAUGGUUUUGACCCAGCAUAGCUUUUAUUUUAUAUAUAUAUUGACAAAAAAAUCGGAGUCUUAAUUAUCCAGGAGACAAACGCAAGAAGCGAGGCUAUAUUCGUGUUCCACACCAUGAUAAAACUGAUUGGACUUAUUGCCUGUCAAUUAUGCAUUUUUUCGAUGACUAUUCUUUGUCUUCGAACACAUCAGAGUGACUUCAAUAAUUUGAAAAUAAUUCUUUGAUACAAAAAUAUCAUCGAGAUGUCCACGUCCAACAGAAAACUGAGACACAGCUGCCAAAAUAUCAAAGUAGUUCAAUAAAGGUGUAUGUUAUACUCGUUCGACUCAAGCUAGAUAAAUGUCUCACAACUGAUUUCCUAAAUAAAGAUUUUAAAGCUUCAACGUUGAUGUCAAAACAAGGCGUAUAGCACUGAAUGUAUUGGUAAAAGAAAGCUUUUUUGAUAGUUGAAAACGUCUACCUAUGGCUUUUUCUCACCAAAGAUGUUAUGAAUCAGGUUUACCAGCUAGCUAAACAUAGGUCAACCUAUAUUACGGGAUUAAGAUAUUUUCCUUUCCAUUUUCAAAAGUCAUUUCAACAUAUGAUUUGAAACCUACUUUCAGUGCUUCAAGAAUGGCCUCUUGAAUAAGAACAAAAAUUGUUUAUGUAAGCAAUUCGUAAAGUUGUCAUGUUAGAUGAGAUUUAUAAAGAGAACCUUACCAAGAUUAAAUUAGUUAUAUUCCCAAGCUUGUUUUGCAAUAGUUACCAUGGUUAGAGCUAGAAAAAUUUAUCCAGGUUAACCAGAUGGCUAAACUCAACAAGCAAAUCUCAGUCAAUCUGUGUUUGUAGCAUCUAAAUGUCUUCAGUAGACUUUUUAUUUCGGCUGAUACCUCAUGUCAUCGUGACAAAAAGCUUGACAUCUUCUUUGAUUUCUGAAAUUUAAUAGUUGUUAUUAGCUAUUAUCAUCAUAACAAAGAAUGUUUAAAAAAAAAGUCAUGGAAGUGACCAUAGCGGUUUAAAGGCUUUCAACCAGCUGUAUAAUUAUCUGAUGAAAGAAGUUAGAUAAAAGGAUAUGCAUCACGUCGUCCGAUCAAAAACCAUCGGCGAGAUGUUAAUCAUUGUUGCACUUUUGGUGGGCAUCUUUAUGCCAUCCCUCUCAAAAGGUGAGGUUAAACACAUCUCUUAUCCAUACAGCACAGCAAAUAAUUUAAGUUAGGUAUACAAGGUUAAAACGACUUUAUUCAUCAUUGCAUAUCUUCGUAUGAGCAAACAAUCUUCAAGUGAAGGAAGCUUUUGAUAUCUGUGAGGGAAAAGGAAUCUUUAACAAGACUUGCGCUUUGUAUAUGUUGUGGAAGGCUGCUCAUUCCGGCCUUACCUUGCGCAUAAGGAGCCACUUGAUCGAUCCAAAGCUUUGCUCGUCAGCUGGAGAAUUAACUUUCCUUAUAUGGUGCGUAGCAAGGUUGCAAUGAAAACUUCUGUAAUGGUGCUAUACCUUACUACAACAAUCACCUUCGGCUGUAAAAAUCAAUCCCGAAUCCAGGGAUUUUCUUUUUUUCAGAAAAUUAGCAACGAGAUUUCCAUUUCAUUUGUUACUUUGAAAAUUCUGAAAACAAGAGGCUUUUUUGUUGUAAUAGAGUUGUUUAAGUACAUCAAGUAUGUACGCGUGUAGUUAACGAUCUGUAAAAGCAUUAUCAAGCUUCAGUCAUGUUAGAGGUUUAUUAGAAGUCUGAAAACGGAAGAAAGAUCAUAUUGGUGGGGGACGGGGGGAUUCUAACGAGCCAAUGACUGGCAAUUUACAAUAUUCAGUGCUUGAUUGUCCCAAUAUCAUUCAGCCUCGGAAUUCAAGUUUAUUUCAUGUUUUCCAUACUUCACUGUUUAUCUCUUUCCUAAAAACUGAUUAACUGCAGAUUUAAAAUUUUCAAAUUUUGUGUAUUUUCCACAACUUAAACACUGGAUAAAAUCAAAACCGUGGGUUUUUAUUAUUAUUCGUUUCCAGGUUGUGCGGACAAACAUAGAAAUUGCGGUUCUUGGGUUUCUGCCAGGGGCAAUAUGAAGCGUAUAUGAAAAAAAACUGUCAGAAGAGCUGUAACCUUUGUGGUGGUGGUGGUGGCGGUGGAGGAGGAGGAGGAGGAGCAGGAGGAGGAGGAGGAGCAGGAGGAGGAGAAGGUAUUGUGAACAUUCUAAAAUAACUUGUUAUUAUAGAUUAAAUUUGUAAAAAAAAAUUAUCCAUCAUUAAUCAGUGCGAUUUAACCUUCUUUAUAUUUUCUUUUACUCUUGUCUCCCUAUAGUUUAUCUAUUUCUCCUUCUCCUCCUUUCACUUUUGUAAUCUUGCUGUAUGCGUUGUUGGAUUUCAUAUCGUUUUCUUUGUCUUCCUCUUGUUCCUCUUUUUCUUCUUCUUCUUUUCAUUUACUGUGCCUUCUUCCAGAAUGCAAGGAUAAAAACUUAAACUGUCCGCGGUGGGAAAGCAAAGGAUACUGCAAAGGCAAAUACGAACAGUAUAUGAAAGAAAACUGUAAAAUUGUAAAAACUGUAAAAUUUGCGGUGAUGGAGGCAGCGGCGGCGGCGGUGGAGGCGGCGGUGGUGGUGGAGGAGGAGAAUCACGAAAAUGUGGAUUUAAACCAGGCGCACGAAUUGUCGGUGGAAAUGAAGCCCCAAAGGGAGCUUGGCCAUGGCAAGCUCAGGUCAGGACGUCUUCUGGUUUCACCUUUUGUGGAGGAACUUUGGUUCAUCCGCAGUGGGUUGUAACAGCAGCUCACUGUACCUCGAAAAAAUACGCCUUCAGCAUUCAUGUUAGGUGAGGUCUCUUCCAGAUUCUUCUACCCAAGAAAUCAAAUCUAAUGCAAGGGUAAUUUCCACCAGAUUCUUACCCUGAGCAAGCCUUAUCCACCUAGUUAUCUUGACUAAUGAUUCAUUGUUCCAAAGGUGUUUAUGCGAGAAAUAUACGAAAUAAAAAGCCUAUUUUUUUAGAAUAAAGAAAGUAUUCAUUGAGAAAUGAUUGGAGAGGAGAUAUCUGAAAAAGAGUAUUCAUUUACCGAUUUCAAAUCUGAGUUGUUUCCAAUUUGUAGAGUUGGUGCUCACUAUCGCAGCGAGAACACUGGAGACGAGCAGGAUUUUCAAGUGGAAAGAAUCAUCAACCAUGAAAGUUACAAACGGCCACGCGGAAUGGCUCAUGAUAUUUCUUUGUUGAAAGCCGCUCAACUGAAUAGAAAAGUUGGACUGGCUUGCUUACCUGGGUCGAGUGAACAAGUUUCGGAGGGCAAGACUUGUUGAGUGACAGGUGAUACAAUUCAUUCCGCCAACUCGAUUGCCUUGAUAAGUAACUCUUGUUGAAGACGAUCAGCUUGUUCGAGGGAGCCACUUUUCCCCAUAUCAAAUGUAUAUACAUUGACCAAACUUUUAAAACCUAGACAUAUACAUUGUAUAUUUGUAUAUAUACAUUUUAUUUUCUUUGUCCAUUGUUAUUUGCCGUUUUUAACACAGAUUCUCUUAGUUAUUUUUGGUUUUCCUUUGAUUCAUUCUUGUAAGUUUGGAUUGACUCUUCUCAGGGGUGGCUAAAUGAUAUGUAAGCCCUGCAUAAUUUUUUUCCAUGUGGUUCCUUUCAGGA
This is a messenger RNA of Pocillopora meandrina, 11254 nucleotides long. The record is from the annotation of a GenBank genome assembly. Lineage: Eukaryota; Metazoa; Cnidaria; Anthozoa; Scleractinia; Pocilloporidae.